UCUUUGAACUCCUGCCAGGGAGACAAAAGGAUAUAUCUUCUUUCUAGUGUUCAUUCCCCAAAUGCCCACAAUGGCUGGGACUGGGCCAGGCCAAAGCCAGGAGCCUGGGACUCCAUGGGUCUCCCACAUUGGUGGAAGGGUCCAAAUACUCAGGCCAUUUUCACUGCUCUUUCAAUCAGGUUAGCAGGGAACUAGAUUGGAAUUGGAGCAGCAAGGACUCAAGUCCUCUGUUUACAUGGGAUGCCAGCAUUGAUGGUGGAGGCUUAGCCUGCUGGAUCACAAUUCUGGUGACUAUUGCAGGUUCUGAAACGAAUCUCUAAGCAUUUUUCUCAGUGAGUCACAAAUGCAGAUUGUACUGCAGACAUUCCCAGGUUCUCUUUUUGGGCAAAUAAUUCCAUUGCUUUCAUUUAAUUAUGUAUAAUGUUAUUUCAAAUGUUUAUCAUUUGAAUGUUUUGGGCAAGUAUUUCCAUUGCUUUCACUUUAAUUAGGUAUAAUGUUAUUUCAAUUGUUUAUCACUAGAAUAAUCAUAGACAAGGGCAAAAGCUAAUUUGUAUUCUUUGUCUUACCUGUAUUUUCUCUUUUACUUAAAAAAAAUUUAUUAGCUUGAUAGAGAAAAAAGUUGAUGGACUGAGAGAUAGAGAGCUUUGACACAUUAAUUCACUUCCUAGAUAACCAUACCAAACAGGUGGGGCAGGACUGAAGCCAGGAUUGAGGAAUGGAAUCUAGGCCUCCUUCAUUGGUGACAUCACCAUUGCUUCCCCAGGUUUGCAUUAUCUGGGAGCUAGAAACUAGAGCUGGCAUUGCAAAUCACAGACACUCUGAGGUGGCAUCAUAAACAACACUAAGCUAAAUGUCUGCCCUGUCUUUUAAUAUAUUUUUUCUCUGACAUAUUGGAAAUGAUAUGCAUGGUGUUUUCCUGGAAAUUGUUUUCUGUUCAUUCCCAUCGUAGUUUCACUGAUGGUUUCUUGCCUUUUUUCUCAAUGCUUCUACAUACUUCUCCUUAACAUUGCCCAGUCAAGAGUCAGUAUUGCCCCUCUUCUAGCCUGCUGUGCAAUUCCCCUUGACAGAUGUGGCCUUUGUGAUUUGAACCUCCUGGUUCCCUCCAGCUUGGGCAUGUCUCACAGCCUGUAGAUCAUGGGUUUGACUCUGUUGAAUGCUCCAUGUGGCUUUCUAAACACUCCACAAGUCUAAUGUGAAACCAUAUCCUUCCUUUUUUCCUUCAUAUCCAUACACAACUGUCAGUGUUUAUUUUGUGACAGAGUUAACAUGUUGACUGGAAGUGUAUUAUUAUAGGUGAUGACAGCAUUUGAAGACCUGGCUGUGUACUUCACAUGGGAAGAAUGGCAGAAAAUGAACAAUGCUCAGAAAAUCCUGUACAGAGAUGUGAUGCUGGAGACCUACAGCAGCCUGUUCUCCUUGGGGCACUGCAUUACCAAACCUGACUUGAUCUUCAAGUUGGAGCAAGGAGAAGAGCCAUGGAUGGUGGAUGAAUGCUUGAAUCUGAGCCUUUCAGUGGUCAUGAAAAGGGAUGACCUGAUUAGGAUCAACCAGAAAAGUCAGGACAAAAAUCUGAAUCAGGAUUUUAUGAAAAAUAACAAGACAUCAUCUCUCAAGAGAAUUGAAUUAAGAAAAACACUUAGUUUAAAUUCAAGCCAUGUUCCAACACUGAUUAUUAAAAAGGGAAUCUAUUCAGGAUUGAAGCCUGAGGAAUGCAAUAAAUGUCACACUGUGUAUCCCCCCAGUGGGCCUGAUCAACUACAGGCUGGAGAGAAAUUUGAUAACACUAAGAUACCUGGAAAAUCUCUCCAGUUCUGUGAGCCUCUUAGCCAGCUUGACAAUAUUCACAUCAUGAAGCAGCCAUUUGGACCCACUGGACAAGCAAAAGUCUUCACAAGAAAGAUGUUCUGUAAAUCUGAGAGGGUUCAUAUGGCAGAAAACUGUAAUAAGUCAACUGUCACUUUUGGAAAAGCAACGCAAAUAGAAAAAGCUAUCCAUGAAAAUUCUAGCCUCAAUAUGCAUCAACAAACUCACACAAGAAAGAAAUUUUAUAAGUACAUUAUGUAUGUUGAACCUGUCAUUCACCAGUCACAUCUUGCAAUAAACCAGAAACUAAAUACAAGGGAAAAACUUUACACAUGUAAACCUUGUGGAAAAUCACUCAGUUUUAAUUCACCUUCUGAAUGUAAUGACUGUGGAAAAGCCUUUAGACAAAAUUCAGUCCUCAGGAAACAUCAGCAAAUUCACACAGGGGAGAAACCUCAUGAAUGUAGUGACUGUAGAAAAGCCUUUACACAGAAGUCAUACCUCAUAAACCAUCAGCGAAUUCACACAAGAGAGAAACUUUAUAAAUGCCUUCAAUGCGGAAAAGGCUUUUUGUGGAAGUCAGACCUCAUAGUACACCAGAGAAUUCACACAGGGGAGAAACCUCAUAAAUGCAAUGACUGUGGAAAAGCCUUUGGACGCAAGUCAUCCCUCCUAAUACAUCAGCGAAUUCACACAGGGGAGAAACCUCAUAAAUGUAAUGACUGUGGAAAAGCCUUUGGACACAAGUCAAACCUCAUCAUACACCAGCGAAUUCACACAGGGGAGAAACCUCAUGAAUGUAAUGACUGUGGAAAAGCCUUUGGACAAAAGUCAGCCCUCCUUAUACACCAGCAAAUUCACACAGGGGAGAAACCUCAUAAAUGUAAUGACUGUGGAAAAGCCUUUGGACACAAGUCAUCCCUCCUCAUACACCAGCGAAUUCACACAGGGGAGAAGCCUCACAAAUGUAAUGACUGUGGAAAAGCCUUUGGGCGAAAGUCAAACCUCAUCAUACACCAGCGAAUUCACACAGGGGAGAAACCUCAUAAAUGUAAUGACUGUGGAAAAGCCUUUGGACGAAAGCCAGACCUCAUAAUACAUCAGCAAAUUCACUCGGGGGAGAAACCUUAUAAAUGUAAUGACUGUGGAAAAGCCUUUGGACGAAAGCCAGACCUUAUCAUACAUCAGCAAAUUCACUCGGGGGAGAAACCUCAUGAAUGUAAUGACUGUGGAAAAGCCUUUGGACGAAAGCCAGACCUCCUCAUACACCAGCGAAUUCACACAGGGGAGAAACCUCAUAAAUGUAAUGACUGUGGAAAAGCCUUCGGACACAAGUCAGGCCUAAGGAAACAUCAGCGAAUUCACACAGGGGAGAAACCUCAUAAAUGUAAUGACUGUGGAAAAGCCUUUGGACAAAACUCAGACCUCAUCAGACACCAGCAAAUUCACACAGGGCAGAAACCUCAUAAAUGUAAUGACUGUGGAAAAGCCUUUGGACAAAUGUCAGCCCUGCUCAUACAUCAGCAAAUUCACACAGGGGAGAAACCUCAUAAAUGUAAUGACUGUGGAAAAGCCUUUGGACGAAAGCCAGACCUCAUCAUACACCAGCGAAUUCACACAGGGGAGAAACCUCAUAAAUGUAAUGACUGUGGAAAAGCCUUUGGACGAAAGCCAGACCUCCUCAUGCACCAGCGAAUUCACACAGGGGAGAAACCUCAUAAAUGUAAUGACUGUGGAAAAGCCUUUGGACACAAGUCAUCCCUCCUCAUGCACCAGCGAAUUCAUACAGGGGAGAAACCUCAUAAAUGUAAUGACUGUGGAAAAGCCUUUGGACGAAAGCCAGACCUCCUCAUACACCAGCGAAUUCACACAGGGGAGAAACCUCAUGAAUGUAAUGACUGUGGAAAAGCCUUUGGACAAAAGUCACACCUCAUCAUACACCAGCGAAUUCACACAGGGGAGAAACCUCAUAAAUGCAAUGACUGUGGAAAAGCCUUUACAAAAAAGUCAAACUUCAUCAGACACCAGCGAAUUCACACAGGGGAGAAACCUCAUGAAUGUAAUGACUGUGGAAAAGCCUUUGGACGAAAGUCAAACCUCAUCAUACACCAGCGAAUUCACACAGGGGAGAAACCUCAUAAAUGUAAUGACUGUGGAAAAGCCUUUUUGUAUAAGUUAUACUCAUAUCAAAACAGUUUACACAGGGCAGAAACCUUAUGAAUCUAGUAAGUGUGGAAAAGCCUUUAUAAAUCAUAUGUUAUAAAUCAUAGCUCAUAUCACACCACAGAAUUCACACCAGGGAGAGACUUCAUGAAUGCAAUGACUGUAGAAAAGCCCUUGGCAAUAAGUCACAUCUCAGAAUGCAUCAGAAAAUGCACAUGAAGAGAAACCUUUUGGACAUAAUGACUUGGAAAGCUUUUCCCCAUAAUUCAGCCCUCAUUGCACAUCAUCUAAUUCAUAUGGGAGAAAACACUUCGGAUAUAAUGCAUAUGGAAAAGCCUUUAUCCAUAAGUAACACCUCAUAAAACAUCAGAAUUCACAUGGGGGAGAAACCUUAUGAAUGGAAUGAAUGUUGGAAAACUCUGCCAAAAUCACACAAUAUAACAUCAGAGAAUUUAUUACAUGGUGGAAAUCUUGUAAUAAAUGUGGGAAAGCCUUUUGUCAGAAGGAAUACCUCAUAACAUGUAGAUCAAACAAGGGAGAGAACUUAAGGAUAUAAUGAAUGUGAAGGACUUUUUGCAAAAUCAACAUAACCAUGUGACAGAGACUUUUGCUGGAAAUUACAUCCCAUACAAUAGGCACUCCCAUAAGGAAGAAAGGUUGGGACCAGCGCUGUGGCACAGUAGGUUAAAGCCCUGUCCUGAAAUGCUGGCAUACCAUGUGGGCACUGGUUCUAGUCCCAGUUGCUCCUCUUCUGAUCCAGCUCUCUGCUAUGGCCUGGGAAAGCAGUAGAAGAUGGCCCUGCACCCACGUGGGAGACCCAGAAGAAACUCCUGACUCCUGGUUUUGGAUCGCUGCAGCUCCAGCCAUUGCAUCCAUCUGGGGAGUGAACUAGCAGUUGGAAGACCACUUUCUGCUUCUCUGUCUGUCUCUAACUCUGUCUUUCAAAUAAAUAACAUAAAUUUUUAAAGAAAAUGAAGAAGUUCAGAAAUAUUAUUAGUGUGACAAAAAGUCAUUUGUCAGAAAUGGCAUUAUACAUCAGAAAAUUCACACAAGUGGUUUCUUAGGAGUGUAAUGAAUGUGGAAGUAUAUUUUCAUAGAAUUCAGGCUUGCAUAAAUAUGCAACUCAAAAAAGGUGAUAUCCUUCAAGUGCAAUAGACCUCAAAAAACCAUAGCCAGAAAUUAAACAUCAGGCCGGCGCCGUGGAGCAAUAGAUUAAUCCUCCACCUGCUAUGCUGGCAUCCCAUAUGGGUGCGAGUUCUAGUCCCAGCUGCCCCUCUUCAAUCCAGAUCUCUACUGUGGCCUGGGAAAGCAGUAGAAGACAGCCCAAGUGCUUGGGCCUCUGCACCCACAUGGAAGACUAGGAAGAAGCACCUGGCUUCUGGCUUCAGAUCAGUGCAUCUCUGGCCACUGUGGCCAUUUGAGGAGUGAACCAACAGAAGGAAGACCUUUAUCUCUGUCUCUCUCACUGUCUGUAACUCUGUCAAAUAAAUAAAAAUCUUAAAAAAAGAGAAAUUAAACAUCAACUAACACCAGAGAAUUCAUACAGUAAAAUGUCAAUUUAAUGAAUGUGAAAAAAUUUUUCUGCCAUUAAUCAAUUCACAUGAAGAGACUCCGAAAUGAGAAAACAUACAUGUAUAGAAAAGUCAUGUACCAUAUGUCACCUCUCAAUGGUUACCUGACAACUCACAGAAAGAAAAAAUCCUAUGAUUUAUUGUAAUGGGAAAUACCUUUAUUAUUAGGCAAACUUCCCCAAAACAUAGCAAGAUUACAGAGAGAAGUCCCUGAAGUAUAAUUUGUUUGGAAGAAUUCUUUGGUGGAAUCACACCUUAGUGAGUAUUGGGCAAUUUUCAUGAUGAAUUGUGACAGAGAGUGGUUAACCGCUCUUCAGAAAUUUUUCUGUUAUUCAACCGGAACUUUUGGUUUCUCAUUAUUCUGAGUGGAAUGAAGUAUAUGAACUGAACUGUGCUCUCUUGUGUAAAUUUUGUUAAUAAAUAUUUAAAAGUUGA
Molecule: messenger RNA, 5972 nt
Organism: Oryctolagus cuniculus (rabbit)
Lineage: Eukaryota; Metazoa; Chordata; Mammalia; Lagomorpha; Leporidae
Source: RefSeq, a predicted model, not a curated record